Saccharomycopsis crataegensis is the source of this 2394-nucleotide messenger RNA. RefSeq names its product alpha,alpha-trehalase. Gene Ontology annotation, molecular function: alpha,alpha-trehalase activity; calcium ion binding. The transcript has a single exon. The coding region runs from base 1 to 2394 and encodes 797 amino acids. Gene Ontology annotation, cellular component: cytoplasm. The record is from RefSeq and is a predicted model, not a curated record. NCBI's taxonomy places the organism in Eukaryota, Fungi, Ascomycota, Saccharomycetes, Ascoideales, Saccharomycopsidaceae. Gene Ontology annotation, biological process: trehalose catabolic process.
AUGACAGCAAAGCAUUCACGCAACUUAUCCAUGGGAAGCGACGAUAUGGACCCGUUUUCCACGCCAGAGGUGUAUUAUGGGGCAAAAACCGAUCCGUCGAAGCAAUUCAGAAACUCGAAAGUCAUCCGAGGCAGAACUUUUAGUGGUACCUUGCCUCGUAUCACUCCAGCCUGGAAUUUCUCUGCCGAUGACUCAAUCAUGGAAAAAGACUCUAGUCAUCGUGAGUUUCACAAAAGCGACUAUCCAAUAAAACGCCGGUCCAGUGAGGAUGAUAUGGCCUAUGGGUCACGCCGUUUCCUUAUUAGCGACAUUGAUGGGACUCUUGAAACGUUGUUGAAGAACGAGGACACUGAUCAAAACCACCAGAUCACUAUUGAAGAUACUGGACCUAAAGUAUUGAAGCUAGGUACCGCCAACUCCAACGGGUACAACCAGUACGCCAUUAGGGGCACUUAUAUGCUUUCUAAUUUGUUACAAGAGUUGACAAUUGCUAAGAGAAUGGGACGCAACCAGAUGAUUUUGGACGAAGCAAGAUUGAACGAGAAUCCCGUUAGACGGUUGAAAAGAUUGAUUUCCACCCAGUUUUGGAAUAAUUUGACCCGUCGUGUUAGCGAGGAUAACAUUAUGGAGAUGGCGCACGACACAAAAAUUCCUGCGGAAUAUACUAGAGUGUAUGUGCCUCCAAAUUGCCCCGAUCAAAUUGAAUUCUUCCGGAAAGUUGAGAAAGAUGCCCAAAAAAAGGGUCAGAAGUUGAAGAUUGAAAUUUUACCUCAUGUCAUCACUCCAGAAUACGUAAAAUCUAUCAAUGAUAAGCCAGGGUUGUUGGCCUUGGCAAUGGAAGAAGUUCCUGUGGUCGACGACGAUGAUUCCAAUAAUGCUAGCAUGUUGUUCAAUUCGAAAUUUAUUGAUGUGAACGAAAAGCACAAGAAUGCUUCCAAAAAACCGAAGACUACUCUCAGAGGGCUUCCUUACGUGGUGCCAGGGGGUCGUUUCAACGAGUUAUACGGUUGGGAUUCUUAUAUGAUAUCUCUUGGAUGUUUGAUUGAUAAUCGUGUGGAUUUAGCCCAAGGGAUGGUUGAACAUUUCAUUUUUCAAAUUAACCACUACGGGAAAAUUUUAAACGCUAAUAGAUCGUACUAUUUGUGUAGAUCGCAACCCCCAUUUUUGACCGACAUGGCUAUAAAAGUUUACAACAAGUUGCUUGAAAAUGGUGAUAACCCUGGUGCUGCCAAAGAGUUUUUGGAACGGGCCAUGGUAGCAGCAAUUAAAGAAUACAAGACGGUGUGGACUUGUGAACCUAGAAUCGAUGUGACCACCGGUCUUUCAUGCUACCAUCCUGAUGGGUUAGGUAUUCCUCCAGAAACCGAAUCGACCCAUUUCGAUGCUUUAUUAAGUCCAUAUGCUGAAAAGCGCGGAGUCAGUCUUACAGAAUUCCAAAAACUUUACAAUGACCAAAAGAUUUCAGAGCCUGAAUUGGACGAGUAUUUCACUAAUGAUCGUGCGGUUCGUGAGUCUGGUCAUGACACCAGUUAUCGUUUGGAUGGCUGUGCUGCCAGCUUGUGUACCGUUGAUUUGAAUUCUUUAUUAUACAAGUAUGAAGUUGAUAUUGCAGAGACUAUCCGGGAUAAGUUUGACGAUCAUAUCAUCAAUGAGCUUGGGGAAGGGGAAACCAGUGCGGUAUGGUUGAGCAGGGCCGCUAGAAGAAAAGAUGCCAUGAGCAAAUAUUUGUGGAAUGAAGAACACGCCCUUUUCUACGAUUAUAACAUCAAAACCCACAAGCAAACCAAGUACGAAUCAGCAACCGCGUUCUGGCCGCUUUGGAGUGGUGCAGCCACCGAAUAUCAGGCCGAUUGUCUUGUGAAGAAAUCUUUGUCAAAGUUUGAAGAAUUGGGAGGACUUGUCGCAGGGACUGAAAAGUCACGGGGAGUUAUCUCGUUGGAUAGACCAAAUCGUCAAUGGGAUUAUCCUUAUGGCUGGGCUCCUCAACAAAUUUUGGCGUGGGUUGGGCUCGCCAAGUAUGGGUUUGGUGAUGUCGCCCGUCGUCUUGUGUAUCGUUGGUUAUAUAUCAUGACUAAAUCUUUUGUCGACUACAAUGGUAUUGUGGUGGAGAAAUACGAUGUUACUAAGCCUACCGACCCACAUAGAGUCGAUGCCGAAUACGGUAACCAAGGGGCAGACUUCAAAGGGGUGGCGACCGAAGGGUUUGGCUGGGUUAAUGCGAGUUUUGAAUUGGGACUUGAGUUUUUGAGCACCCGGGCCAUUAGAGCAUUGGGAACCAUCACUCCUCCAGAUGUUUUCUUUGCAAGCUCGAAGAAGACCCAGAACAACCCAGUUGUUCAUGCUGUGGAAGGUGGUAUUGGAAGACCACAAGAUCAAGGGAUUGUUUCGGUGUGA